UUCAGAACGGAGGUCGGGACUUGGCGCCACUUGCCGGCUUCUAGCAGGGAGGAGAAGGGAGGGUCCAAGAACGCAGCCAGGGAGCCGUUUCGGCAGCCUUUCCCCCCCGAUUCCACCGGGAAGCCACCCUUUCGGACCGGAGUCCCUGGGCUGCAGUUUGGAGUAGCUUCCAGGUGCCAAAGUGCCGGCUGUGCGUCUGUGCGAGUGUGUGUGUGUGUGUGAAUUGGGGCUCGCUCUCUAGGACUGUUGUGGCCAUCCUCCUCCUCCUCCCUUGACAGGCUGUGGGUGGGUGUGAGCGUGAGCGUGCUAGGAGCUAGUGUGCAAGACCAUCGCACUCCCAGGACGCGCGCACAUGCGCGCGCAGCCCUCCUGCCCGCCUUUCCUGCUUCCAAUCAACCAGCCUGGAUUAACCUUUCCGGCUCCCGCCGUGUCUUUGCUCUGCUGACCACUCCGCAACCUCCGGAAGCCUGUUCUGCGCUGUCGAGCGUCUGUCUCCCCACCAGCCAUCCCUCCAAAGCCCCGCCAGCCCUCUGGCCGCGCGGGAGACCACUCGGCAGCCUCCCGCUCUCAUCCUCGCCGGAGAGAACUGGCAGCGGCUCCGGACUCCUCCUUCAGAAUCCGGAGCUGCCCCCUUCGGCUUCCUCGGCAGCCCGGCCCGCUUCUUCCUUUCCGCGACGGCAGGAGGCCGCAUGAGGAGCCAGCGCUGCGGGAACCGACCCGCCGGGAUGGGCUGAGCGGCGGAAGGAGAGGAGCCUCGUUCGCCGGUGAGUGAAUGAGCGGUUGGUGCUACCGCUUGGGGGACUAUUGGUGCAAUGCAACACCGCGUGGCAGGCUGCAGGGCUUGGCCGAGCACAGGCUGAGAAGGGGAGGAGCGGACGUCAAAGCGGUGAGCCGGGCUUGACUUGUCCAUGAGAGGCACCUUUUCCCCAGCGGGGCUGGAGGAAGCGAGCGACGACGGCUUGGUCUUCGCCGUUCUCCGGAUCGCACUUGGCAGCAGGUGGAUCCUGCCGGUCCUGCUCGGGUGAUGAGCACAGCGGGUCCUCUGCCUCGUUCCCGCCCUCGGCUUAGUGUUGCGGCAAACCCCGGACUUUGCCAGCGCCGGUCCCAGUGCCCUCGUUGCUACCUCCAUGGUUCCUGCCCCUCCAUCUUCUCUUCUCCAGAAACGGGACCCUGACUCUGCUUCCCUGCGUCUUACAAUGUGGUUUCAGGAUGCUCCGGUGUCCCGUCAAUGUCUUGCUCUGAGCUUUAAAGCAUCUUGGCUGCUGGUGCUAUUGAGUUUGGGCACUGGACGGCAAGGGGGGUUGGCGCUGAAUUGCCCCAAGAGCUGUGUCUGUGCCAGCAACAUCAUCAGCUGCUCCAAAGCGGACCUGAAAGUCUUCCCUCAUCACCUUCCUCAUUACUCCGUUGUCCUGGACUUUAGCCACAAUCAGCUGACCCACCUGCGAGCAGAGUGGACUCCUUUCGAGCUCUCUCAUCUCCAUUCCUUGUUCCUCAGCCACAAUGGCCUUUACUUCAUCUCCACCGAGGCCUUCAGCAAUGUCCCCCACUUGAAAUACUUGGACCUCUCCUCCAACGCCAUUGAUACACUAGGAGAGAACAUCUUCAGUAAACUGAUUGAACUGGAGGUGCUUCUCCUAUUUAGCAACAAGAUCACCAAGAUUGACCGCACAGCUUUUGAUGAUAUGGCCAACCUCCAGAAACUGUACCUUAGCCAUAAUGAGAUCUCCCGCUUUCCCCUGGAGCUGGUAAAAAAUGGAGAGGCCAAGCUUCCUGAACUGGCACUGCUGGACCUUUCUUCCAACAAGAUCAAGAACCUGCAUGUGGAUGAGGUCAAGGAGAUCCCAGCCUGGAUGAAGAACGGCCUCUAUGUUCACAGCAAUCCUCUCAGCUGCCAAUGUGACCUUUACAACCUCUUCACCCACUGGCAGAAACGGCAACUAAGCUCCGCUGUGGACUUUGAGGAAGAGCUCCAAUGCUUGGAUCAGACCAAGAAUAAAAACAUCACGAUUUCCAGCUUGUAUGAUCCAGAAGGCAUGAACUGCAGUACCUUCAAGGAGGAAGUCCUAGAGUUCCACCGUGGGGACAAGGCAACCAUCAAUUGUGAUACCAGGCAACGAGGAGUGACAGUUAAGGAAUGGGUGACACCCCGAUAUGAGCAUGUUCAACAGGAGGAUCAUAAUGACACCAUUACUCUGCUGCCAAAUGGAAGCCUUCUGAUAAGUAAUAUCAGCACAGAUGAUAUGGGUCUGUAUACCUGUUAUGCAGUAAGCCAGGUGUUCAAUGAGACCCUUUAUGUACAAGUCAUAGUCCAUAACUAUACCCUUCACGGAGCCCCAGACAUGUUUAAUACAGCCUACACCACACUAGUGGGCUGUAUCCUGAGUGUCAUUCUUGUGCUUAUCUAUCUUUACCUGACUCCAUGCCGUUGCUGGUGCCGCAGCAAUGAGAAGCAGGCUAACCAACAAGAGGACAGUAUCAACUCUUCAGUGCUCAGCACCACUCCGAAUCACAAUGCUGAAGUGACUGGGGACAAGGAAGGAUUAAAUCGGAACACAGUGCCAAGCAGAGCACAAGGCCAGAAUGGCAAAUGCAAACCCACCAACUCCCCCAAACAUGCACCCAAAGGAGUCCAGAAGGUAGAAAGAAAAUUGUCAGAUCCAGAGUCAGUCAGCUCAGUCUUCUCUGACACUCCCAUUGUGGGACCCUCACCAAAUGAAGGCGGGAGAGGAAGUAGUAGGGACAAAGCAGGGACUGAAUUAGUUGGACUGCUGUGAUCAUUCAGGCUAUGAAAGGAAAGAACAGGAACAGAUUCACAUCUUUAUCAUCAAGUCAGGCACUAUUCUAUAAUCUGUCACAGUCUGUAACAGCAUUCCUGUUUGGUUCCCUUCUUCUUGUGUCCAGUAUUGAAAAUCUGAUGUCUCAACUUA
Messenger RNA from Thamnophis sirtalis, 2927 nucleotides. It is a transcript of the gene AMIGO1, whose product is annotated as adhesion molecule with Ig like domain 1. Gene Ontology annotation, cellular component: membrane. The record is from RefSeq and is a predicted model, not a curated record. Gene Ontology annotation, biological process: brain development. NCBI's taxonomy places the organism in Eukaryota, Metazoa, Chordata, Lepidosauria, Squamata, Natricidae. Gene Ontology annotation, molecular function: protein binding.